CACCAGUGCCCUUGAACAUUCCAAUUUUUCUGCUAGGACUGCUUGGAAGAUUGAAUCUUUCGGAAUGGAUGCGUCAAAGGUGCAGGAGAAAGUGAAUGGAAAGACACAAGCGACUUUCCCCACUAUGGUUGACAUAAAAAAAGUCAUCCCGAAACAUUGCUUCGAGCCAGAAGUGUCGACGUCCAUGUAUUACGUUUUUCGGGAUUUGGCCGCUGUUGCCUCUCUUCACCUGACUUUCGAGUGGAUGCGCGUUUCCCUGCCAUGGUACAUUGUGUAUGCUGUCGCUCCCGUUUAUGCGUUUCUCAAGGGUACGUUCUUCGUCGCUCUGUUCAUCAUAGGGCACGACUGUUCCCACGGAUCUUUCUCCAGGCACAAGCUUCUCAACGACGUAGUUGGCGGUGUGUUACACACUGCUCUCCUAAUGCCUUACAGCUGUUGGAAGUACUCACAUCGGGUCCACCACAAAAACACUUGCAACAUAGACAAAGACGAAUUGUUUUUCCCGCUUAGAAAAAGGGAAAUUCUUUGGCAACCAGAAAACAGUCUACUUUGGACUGCAUACUUGGCCGUGGACUCCGGGCCAAGAUCUGUUCGUUCAUAUGACGAUCUUAUCCAUACCUAUGUAGAUGGAGGACGCCGGAUUGAAAGCGUUGUAUCAUUAAUGUUGGAUGCUCUCUGGGCCGCCAUUUUGUAUCAGUACGCGGUGCACUACGGUUGGGAUUCUUUACUACUCCACUUCGUCCUUCCGCUCAUAGCACACCUCCUGUGGGGUUUAGUCAUCACAUUCCUUCAGCACGCAGACGAUGAUAUCCCCUGGGUAUCUCACGAAAAAUGGAAUUACGUGCAAGGACAGUUAUCAACAGUGGACCGGCACUAUGGCUGGUUUCACGGAAUAAUUCACAACGUGGGCACGCACCAUCUCCAUCAUCUCUUUCCCAAAUUGCCCCACUAUCAUUUGGAGGAAGCUACUCUAGCAUUCAAAAAAAGCUAUCCACAUCUUCUACGAGUUAAUCCAGCUCCAAUUCUACCGUCAUUUUUUCGUUUAUUUUGGAAAUAUCUACGAACACGUGUUAUAGAAGAUGACGAGGAAGUGUAUUGGUACAGGUGA
Molecule: messenger RNA, 1108 nt
Organism: Liolophura sinensis
Lineage: Eukaryota; Metazoa; Mollusca; Polyplacophora; Chitonida; Chitonidae
Product: sn-1 acyl-lipid omega-3 desaturase (ferredoxin)-like
Exons: 2
Coding region: 65-1108 (347 amino acids)
Biological process (GO): lipid metabolic process
Molecular function (GO): oxidoreductase activity
Source: RefSeq, a predicted model, not a curated record